UGAUCAACCAGAAGUGCAGGCACCUACUGUGACCAUUCACACUUCACCAGUUGAGCUCGCACGACAAGCUCGAUCGGCAGCUCGAUCGAGUCCAACUCUAGCUCGAUCGAGUCCGACCUCUUCUGUCCGACAGCCUGUUUUGCUUGAUCCUUAUCAACCGGUUGCCGCUUCCUCGUCUCGCCUACUUAGUCAAGGUCACAAGGAAGUGAUUCACAAGUUCAGAAGAGAUCUCAGUGGGAUUGGAAUUGAGUUGCCUCCUAUGGAUAGCAUGAGUGAGGCAUUUGAUCAAAUGCAAAUGGUCAAGGAUGUUCUAGCCAACAGUGAUAAAGUUUCAGAGGUCCUACAAGAGUCUACUCAUCAGUUCAACCUGCUUACUUCACCCACCUUCCUACCAAAGGUCAAGGAUCAAGGGAAAUUCACUCUCCCUUGCACACUUGGGCAUCUUGAGAUUGACAAUGCCUUAGUGGAUUCUGGAGCAAGCAUCAAUCUGAUCUCUCUCUCCAUGGCAGAGAAGCUAGGCAUUGCUGGAGCCUUGCAGCGCCCUACUACUUCAAUCAUGUUUGGAGAUGCAACUUCUAAGUCUCCUCUUGGAGUGUUCAAGAACUAUCACUUGAAAAUUGGAGAAUGCAUCAUCCAAACUGAUCUCACUGUGAUGGAAAUGGAAGAAGAGAAGGAUUUACCUCUGUUAUUGGGAACCCCUUUCCUUAGUACAGUUGGCGCUUCAAUAGACUUUCACAAGCAAGAAGUGAUCCUUCACAAGGUGAAUAGUUUGGUGUCAUAUCGCUUGCAGCCUAGAGGUUCAGACUUUUGUGCCACAAUUGACAGUACCACUCUCAGUUCUAAGAGUCAUGGAGCUACAAAGGUUGUGAAGGAAAGGGUUGACAAGAACCAAGAGUUGGGAAGGAUAAGGAUGAGAGAGGACCAAGGAUUGAGAAGCCACGUCUUGAGAGGGCUAGAGUUGAGAAACCACGUUCUGAUAGACCAGAGCUGA
This is a messenger RNA of Microthlaspi erraticum, 991 nucleotides long. The record is from the annotation of a GenBank genome assembly. Lineage: Eukaryota; Viridiplantae; Streptophyta; Magnoliopsida; Brassicales; Brassicaceae.